AGGCCCUGUGACUUGGGAGACGUUUUGCAUCUGUAUGGAACACACUCCUAGCUCCAACUUAAUCUACUGAAACAGAUUAGAAAGUGGUUAAGGAUUUGCCGAGAAGUGUGGCCCAAGGCCAGAGGCUGGGUCCAGGAUAUCCCCAAGCUCUCGGCUCUCCCAGCACCUGGGGCCAGAAAUUGCUGCUGCCUGGUAGUGGGCGGGUGCUCCGUGCAGACAGGCCUCCCCGCUGCUCUCCCCGCCUCCUCCCCGUUCUCCAGACCGCUACCAGCACUGCCACACGUCCGCCUCACGUCUUCCCCAGAGCUCCCGCUGUCAAGAUGCCUGCGCCCAUCCCGGCCAUAGUAAGUGGCCAGGUGCUCCCGGCCUUCCUGCUCUGCAGCACACUGCUGAUUAUCAAGAUGUACGUGGUGGCCAUCAUCACGGGCCAAGUGAGGCUGCGGAAGAAGGCUUUUGCCAACCCCGAGGACGCCCUGAGACACGGAGGCCUGCAGUAUUGCCGGAGCGACCCGGACGUGGACCGCUGCCUCAGGGCCCACCGAAACGACAUGGAGAACAUCUACCCCUUCCUGUUCUUGGGCCUCGUCUACUCCUUCCUGGGACCCAGCCCUUUCGUGGCCUGGACGCACUUCCUGCUCGUCUUCCUGGGCCGCGUGGUGCACACCGUGGCCUACCUGGGGAAGCUGCGGGCGCCCACCCGCUCCCUGGCCUACACUGUGGCCCAGCUCCCCUGCGUCUCCAUGGCCCUGCAGAUCAUAUGGGAAGCCGCCCACCACCUGUGACCGGCAGCUGACACCUCCUCGGCCAUCAGACUGCUGGCCACAAGCCACCAUGGCUGGACUUGAAGGACAAGGGCAUCCCUUCAAAAUUGAGAUAAUCCCCAGGGCCUGGUUUCCUGGCAACCUGCUGAACGUGGGCUCCUGGCCCAGCCAGACUGUGUGUGUGUGUGCAUACGUGUGCACGUAUGUGCCACCCUUGGAUUCCUGGGUGACGUGGCCGAUUGGAACUGUUUAGAGACGGGUUGUCAAGAUUGAUAGACAGUCAACUAUAAUUGAAUAUAUAUAUCUAGUCAUGGGACGUGGAGUAUAGUGUGGGAGUGGAGUCAAGGAAUUUG
Molecule: messenger RNA, 1114 nt
Organism: Hipposideros armiger (great roundleaf bat)
Lineage: Eukaryota; Metazoa; Chordata; Mammalia; Chiroptera; Hipposideridae
Gene: PTGES
Product: prostaglandin E synthase
Exons: 4
Coding region: 321-782 (153 amino acids)
Biological process (GO): prostaglandin biosynthetic process
Cellular component (GO): membrane
Molecular function (GO): prostaglandin-E synthase activity
Source: RefSeq, a predicted model, not a curated record